AUGACCAUAAGCCCCCAAAGUAUGCAGAAAUCCGAGAGUCGUGAGAAGCAAAUGCCACCUUCUACUCCAGUGGAGAGGAAAGUUGAGAGAAUCGAGAAACAGAAUGCACAUAGUUCUCCAGGGAGGUUGGACGUGGUUAAGAGGAGUAAUUUGUCACGUUCUCUGGGUUCCAAGCAAUCUGGAGAAGGCCUUCGUCUGUCAAAUAUGAAGUGGAAGAAGAAGAAACAGAAACAGAAAAGUUUGAUACAGGUGACCAUGGAAUCGGGGGAAGCUGAACCUUACCCGGACUCUGUUGGUCUGAAGAGGAUGCAAAUGAAUGCUCACAGAUACAGGGAUAUAUAUAAGAAAAAACGGAUGGAUGUGUUAUCAGGUAAAUUGAAUCUCCAUUCACAGCUUGCUUCCUCUGCAAAGCAGGAAGUGCAAUCUGGAAAAGCUGAAUCUGGCCUGCGAUCUAUUGGUGUGAAGAGGAAGGAAACGGAUGCUCGAAGUUACAAGGCUAAAUUGAAUAAAAAACGGAUGGUGGACACUUUACCAGAUGUUGAUGAGGAAUUGGAAGGAUCAAAUAUACUUUCUCAGGUUGGCGGUGGCGAUGUCAGGGAAAUUGAUUCUGAACAGAGAGGAAAAAAAGAAGACUUGAGAUAUGAGUGCAGUGGAAGAAUGGUAGAGAAAAUAAGAGUCGAACAUGUCAAUAAGGCUAAUGGAGCGCCUGAGAGGUGCAUUUCUAGUCUGAGGGGUUCUGAUGUGGACGCACUUGAAAAUGAUAUCAGUGCAGAAUCUAUUCCUGGGCAUAGUGUUAUGGACAAGCCUCUUGAACCUCCAGAUGGCAAUGUUUUCGAAAAAUCUGGAAUUGCUUAUGCAGUCAGAGAAUCUGUCAAUGAUACUGGAACAGUUUUGACAAAUAUUUCUUCUACUGACAAUAUGGAGGUUCCAGAGUCAGCAAGUUUGACUCAAUUGGGAAGAUCACUAGGUGGUUUUAUGGAUGCAGUAAAUUGCGAGAAACAUAUUUAUCCGAAUGGCAUGAGAUCUACAAUGGACUCAGAGUUAGACCAUACCUCAAUGGAUGCUGGUAAAAAUGUUUGCUCGGCAGUUGUGGACAAUGCUCCUUCAUCAUUACACGAGCGUGAAAAUGACAAUCUUUUGGGGCUUCGUGUUGAAUGUGCUGAAAAGAGAAGAACUAUCUCCAUCGAUGUUGACAUGGAUGAGCCAGAGGAAAUAAUUGCAUCUUCCGAUGAGCAAAGGAGCCUUCAGCAGAAACAGGCACCAAAAGAUAAAGUUUCUGGUAGUGAAAUAAAAGAUAAUAAAAAGCGAAUCAAGGAAAAAUGUGAUAAAGGGAUUAAAAAACUUGUUCAACAACAAUGGGAGGAAAUUCAAGAGUUCCAUAGAAUUUGGGAGGAGAAAAGGGUACAACUGGAGAAUGGUUAUAAGUUGGAUUCAGCUUUCAUUCGAUGUAUAUAUGGUCAAGGUUCCAUGAGAAUCAACAAACUCAAGCUUUUGGACGAAGACAUUGCAAAGAAAAUUGAAGAACACAAGAUCCUGAAAGACAUGAACCUUAAAGUUCUGGAGGCAAAACAGUUAGCUGCUCUGAAGGAUGAGAGAGAAAAGGUGGCUUAUUUUUUGGCCAAAGCUAAGGCCUGUUGUAGUGAAAUUCAGUCAGUUGAUGACCCACAUUUGCUUGAAUCUCAAUCUGAGGACCCUGGACGCUCUCAGGCUAUUGCGAAAAUUACUGUUACUGGCCCUGAAAAUGUUCUCAGGUCUGAACAACAUAUAGAGGAGCAAAGUCAUAACAAAAUUGUUUGUGACCUGCAUGGGGAUGAUGUCAUGCCCUCUAAUACAUCUGUUACUGUAUCAGCUGAGGCAGUGGGAUGUACUGUUCCUACUGAAACUGUUAAUAAUUUGAUAAAUAUUAUACCUGAAAGAAGAAUGGGGAUAGUUCAUUGUGAGAGAACAUCUGUUGUUACAGCUGAGCCACCCAAGGAAUUGAAUCCUCAUGGAGAAAGAGUUUCUGAUAUAAUUCCAUUGAGUGAGCAGAGCAAAGAGGUCUUUACAGUGGUUCCUGAAGCCGUAUGUACUGAUAUUGUAGGGCAUGGUUGCUCAGUAGAAUCCCACAAUGCACAUCUUAGGGUGUAUGAUAAAGUAUAUAAAGUUGAUUUGCCUGAAAAUGUGAUGAACCAAAGCAAAGAAGCUGAUAAGCUGAUCAAUGGAGUCCGAUCAUUGUUACCUUUGGAGCAAGCUAUAGCUUCUACAGAUCACUGUGGUUUAAUAACCCAGAGUCAAGUAGCACAAGAUGAAUAUAACCAAUGCUCAGUGUCUGCCGAAUUGCAAGACCAAGAUGCACCAGUCACAAAAAAUCAAAGUACUACAGCAGUUGAAGAAACCAUUUUGGAAGCUGUUGAGGCGGCAACCUCUGUGCAGUCUAAUCUUGAGGUAAUUGAGAAUUGUGAGCGGCUACUGCCAGUUCCCGCUUAUAUUUCUCCUGGCUGCAAUCAUGUUCCAGCUAGUGAAGUUGAACAUCAACCCCAAGAUGAAGCAAGAAGCUCUUCCCAAAUUGCUGAGGCUUCUCUCCAUUUAACCAAGGAGCUAGAAGCACUUUCAUAUCAAGCUCCUUCUCAAAGUGGGGGAAGUUUGGAACUGCAUCCUCCAGUUUCUCAUGUCAAUUCAACUCUUGACGGGGAAAUUUUGGAACCUGCUGAGGCUGUAACCUCUGUACAGUCUAACCAUGAAGUAAUUGAGAAUUGUGAGCAGCUGCAUCAAGUUUCUGCUUACGUAUCUCCUGGCUGUGAUCAAUUUUCAGCUAGUGAAGUUGAACAUCAAACUCAGGAUGAAGCAAGAAGGUCUUCCCAAGUUGCUGAGUCUUCUUCUAUCCAUUUAAUUGGGAUAGAACAACUUACAAAUCAAGCUACUACUCAAAGUGGAGGAAAUUUGGAACUGCAUCCUCCAGUUGCUCCUGUCGAUUCAACACUUGACGUUGCAAUUUUGGAAUCUGUUGAUGCUGUAACCUCUAUACAGCCUAAUCAUGAAGUAAUUGGGAACCGUGAGCAGCUGCAGCAAGUUUCCUUUUAUGUAUCCCCUGGAUGUGAUCAAGUUUCAGCUAGUGAAGUUGAACAUCAAGGCCAGGAUGAAGAAAGAAGUUAUUCCCAAACUGCUGAGGCUUCUCCCCAUUUAGCUGAGGAACUAGAAGCACUUGCAUAUCAAGCUAAUUCUCAAUGUGGGGGAAAUUCAGAACUACAUCCUCCUGUUGCUAAUGUCGUUUCAACUCUUGACGGCAAUCACCUUGAUUUAGGAUCACCAAACAGAGUUGAAAAUGAACCAAGUUGUGAAUUGAACAACUCUGCUGUGAUUAAUGUGACUAUGUCUGAAGCAGUUACAAGUACACUUGGACUUCCAAAUCAAGCUGCUCUGCAACUGGGGGAACAUGUCACUCAUCUUCAUGGACCUAGCAACCUUCUAGUUUAUCCUUUUCAUCAUGUGGGCUCUUGGAAUCCUACUUCAUCUUUUCAUGCUAAACCACUUGAAGAUGAACUGCAUAGGUUACAGAAAGAGUGCGAACAAGUGAUAAAAGUCCAUGAAGAUAAUAAAUCACAACUGAAAUCUGAUUGUAAGAAGGAGAUCCAGGAAAUUAUCACUCAAAUAUGUGAUAAGUAUGCCAGAAAACUUCAGGAUGCUGAAGCCACGUAUUGUCUGAGGAAGAACGAACUUGAUAGCAAUUAUAACAAGGUUUUCAUGCAUAAAAUUCUGGCUGAGGCUUUCAAAUCUGAAUGCUUCAAUCUCAGGCCUUCUCAGCAUCCAGGAACGCAGGAAGCUAUGCAAUCUGGUUACAUGCAGAACUUGAAUCAUCCAUUUCGGCCUACUUCAGUGAGACCUUCCCCUGAGAUUUCAGCCUGCAGGCCUGCUUCUGGCCUCCAUACUACAGCUCCAAAUGUACAACCUGUGCAGUUGUGUGUGUCACAUUCUACUAGACCUUCAAAUGUUGCUGGUUCAUCUUCGUCCCAACCUGUGCAACCUCUGCAGCGUGGACCAGCUCUUUCCCAUAAUGUUCCCACCCGACCCCCCCAUAUUGGUACCCUGACACCUUCCACAGGCAAUGUCAGAGUCGGUAGGGAGAUCCAUGCUCAGGCUCCUCACCUUCAAGCGUUCCGACCUGCUGCAUCCAAAUAUGUUGCUAGUGUGGCAGCCUUUCCACCUAGUGUGCCAAGACAGCGGGCAUCAAUUCUCCGGCCUGUUGAUUCUUCGCCAUUUUCUCAACAUCCACCUCAACAAGCACCACCUGUCCAGUAUCAACCGUUGCUACGUUCACAUUCACAGACACCACAACCUGUAUUCACUAAUUCCGUUUCUCAUGGACUGCUGGCUCCUCCUAGUAUUUCUCAAUCCACACAGGAGAUGCGUAUGGACAUGGAUAAUCAGCCUCGUGUACAGGAUCUGCCUAGCAACGUUGUUUAUUUGUCCGAUGAUGACUGA
Molecule: messenger RNA, 4458 nt
Organism: Fraxinus pennsylvanica
Lineage: Eukaryota; Viridiplantae; Streptophyta; Magnoliopsida; Lamiales; Oleaceae
Source: the annotation of a GenBank genome assembly